AUGAGCUCCCAUGCCUAUACUGGAGAUUGCUACUCCGCAGCCUGCCUGCAAAGUCGUUUGUGUGCAAUCAGGGCUCAAACCCUUAUUCAUGGUAAAUCAUCAACUCCGUUUACCUCUGCGAACGAUAAAAGACUGUCCUAUGCUUGGAAAUCUUUGCGACUGCCUAAAGAACUAAACGUAAAUGUGAAACACGUUGAGGUGCAAAGGAGUAGACUCCUGAUCAAUGCAAUCGCAACUCUUGAACCCAAGGCCAAGGGUUUAGUUCAGAAUAAAAAUGGACAAAAGGGUUGCGAUGUUACACACUUUGGUAUCGAUUCAAGUCUCCCGACAAUUGAACUCAAGUAUUCGAGUGAAGACGCGAAGGAAUUGGAUGAGAGAGAGAGGUCGAGAAGGCUGAGAAUAUCAAAAGCAAAUAAGGGUAACACACCGUGGAACAAAGGCAGGAAACACAGUGCUGAAACCCUUCAACGGAUUAGAGAGAGAACAAAGCUUGCAAUGCAGGAUCCUAAGGUCAGAUUGAAAUUAAGCAACCUAGGACAUGCUCAGAGCACAGAGACAAGGGUGAAAAUUGCACUUGGAGUUCGAUUGGGGUGGCAAAGGCUACGUGAGAAGCUGACAGUGCAGGAAGGUUGCUGCUUUGAGUGGCAGAAUCUAAUUGCAGAAGCAGCAAAACGAGGCUUUGUUGGUGAGGAAGAGCUGCAGUGGGAUUCCUACAAGAUAUUAGAUGAACAGCUCAAGAAGGAGUGGUUAGAGAGUGUUGAACAGAGGAAGAUGAUGGCUGGGCUAAAAGGUAGCAAGAGAACAACUAUGUCCCCUGAGCAAAGGCGGAAAAUUUCAGAAGCAAUCUCCGCCAAAUGGGCUAAUACUGACUACCGUGAUCGGGUCUGCGCUGGCUUGGCUAAACAUUAUGGGAUACCACCUAAUGCUGAAAGAAAUCCACAGAGAAGGUCAAGUAGUGGUAUACAGACGUCUAGAAGGAGCCCCACAAAAAAAAGAGAUUGUGCAACGGAUAAUUCUUCUAUGGUUGAGAAUAAAAUCCAAAAUCAACAAUUAAGGUUGAGGAGACAUAGUGAACCCCGUUACAAAGAUCCCAUGGCGAAUUCUAAGCUGGAGAUGAUAAAAAACAUUAGAGCAGAGAGGGCAGCUGCAGAAACUAAAAAAACUGUAGCUGUUGAACGAGCAAGGCUAUUGAUUGUUGAAGCUGAGAAGGCUGCCAAGGCCCUUGAGGUUGCUGCAAUGAAGAGCCCUGUUGCUCGAGCUUCCCUGAUGGAAACCAGAAAGCUUAUAGCUGAAGCAAUCCAAUUGAUUGAAUCCGUAGAGACUGGUCAGAACACUUCCCAUGAGGAUGGCGGUUACCCUUCAGUUGCCUCAAAAGGACUAAUUGGCCAGGUUGAGAAGGAUAGGAGUGAAAAAAUUGAAGUUUUAAACCAAGCAGAGCCAAGAGAAGUAAUUGGAGCCCCAAUGGUACAAAGAAAGGACGAGGACCUUAACUUUCGCAAGUUUGCCUUGCAUGAUCUACUGAACAGUGAGGAUGAACUUUUCCCAACCAGCUUCAGUGGCUCUGGCUCGUCUCCUUUCAGUUUUGAGAGUCUAAUGAAGCAAUCAGGUUCAAUAAAUCGCCAUGACCAACCAAAACUAAACCAGCAUAGCGACUAUGGAAGACGACCUCUACCAAAUGGAGACAAAGUUGAGUCUCUGAAAGAGGAAACACGUUCUGAGUCAGUUGCCGUAAUAAAAAAAUGGGUUCGUGGAAGGCUCAUUGAAGUGGCGAAGAGCACAGUGUUAGCGCAAGAAACAUCAUAAAUUAUAACACCAUUCAUAUUUCAGUUUGCCGAACAUAUGAAUGUACAAUGCAAGUCUUUGAUCU
This is a messenger RNA of Juglans microcarpa x Juglans regia, 1867 nucleotides long. RefSeq lists its product as uncharacterized. The transcript is spliced from 7 exons. Gene Ontology annotation, molecular function: DNA binding. NCBI's taxonomy places the organism in Eukaryota, Viridiplantae, Streptophyta, Magnoliopsida, Fagales, Juglandaceae. The record is from RefSeq and is a predicted model, not a curated record. The coding region runs from base 1 to 1803 and encodes 600 amino acids.